GCCGGAAGUCGCAACCAUUUUAGUACCCUCUCCAUGCGGAGGGCCACCAGUGCAGCAGCAAGUAACGCGUUUCGUCUGCCAUGGAACGGUGCCAGGACAGCGAAACAAGCGAUGUCCAUGCCGCUGUUUCGAGGCCUCGUGGACAUGCAAUUGUUAUGGAAGACGAGCUGAAAAAUGGUUGAAGACUUUUUGUUCUAUGAAGAUACGAGUCUGCACUUCAAUGAUGCAUAGGUAUAGGUAAGAACAGGCAGCAGUAGCAAUGACGAUUUCACUUUCACUCGCUGAUCUGCAAAAGGCGUGAUCACGGUCCUAAAAAUAGUAUCUAAGCUUACGGUCAUCCUUGGAGCGCGCACGAGAGUGUGCUUUCAGUCGUCUCGCGAGAGAACCGAGCUCUCCUAGGACGUGAGUGGGUCUGCGGCGGCCUGCGGGUCGAGUGCGUUGAAAUAGCGGAGGAAACCCGCAGCAAGUGGGCGUCACAAGCGGCAGAGCAAGUCGCGAUGGGGCAGCUCACAGGUGAGGAAGCCAAGCAGAUCGCCGCGAGCUUCACCGAACGACUCUUAUGGGGACCUCGUCUGUCUAACUACUUGUCUAGUACUUGCAUUUGAUGUAUUUGUUCAACUGCGAGCUUCGACUCCUUCGAGGGACUUGCUUCCUUUGGGUUCUUUAAAGUACUAGAAUCAUUUGAUAUAAAUAUAUAUUUAGAUCAUAGUAGGUGCAAUACUCUAUUUAGUUUUUACCUGUAUAGGCUUAGCCCUUCCAACAAUAAUACAGUAGGCGCAAUGCAUAUGCAUCAUGACCAAAAAAUGGCCUUUUCUAAAGGUGAAACUCUCGAGAGUGGCAGAGGCACGCAUGCACGAGGCGGUGGACGACCUGGAAACGCAGAUUGAAGCGCCGCCAAAACUAAUGAAAGUAGUGUACCCGAAACAGGGCAUAGCGUACCGAACGGCACCGAAGUUUGAGGCGAGAAGCUCGCUCACUGCGAAGGUGGGCGACGUCGUAGAGGGCAGAGUCUACACGAAGUGGCUGAAGCUGCAGCUUCCAGGGGGUUUUGGACAGGAUGCUGAUACUAGGGGAGGUUCUUGUGGUGUUGAUCCUGAGGGCGCCGGCGGCGAGACCGGAGAAAACUGCACCAGUAAGGCUUUUUACUUCCUACCACUGUAUUCGCAAGACGGCAGUAAGAUCAUCCUCGAGGAAGUACCGCGGAUGCCACCACAGUUGCGUCACGAGUACACGGCUGAGGUCGAAGAGGGCGUCGUUGUGGACGAAGUGAGACUGAGCCGGGACUUUGCAUCCUCAUCUUCCUCGCGUCCACCUUCUAUUAAGGGAACCUGCACUAGCAUCCUUGGCCUUUACCUUUCUAGUACAAAAGGGGCCAGGGAGGUUGUGAGAAGAGAUAUCUGGUAAGUAUUCUGUAACCUCACAUCUAACACCAGUAAUGCUCCAAGCGCGACAGCGACGAAGAGACGAGUGAAAACAAGCACAAGAACAGCUGCAGUUGGAGGUGGACAACUCGGAAGUAGUCAGCAGCUUAAUUUAUCUUCUCGCUCUUUUAACAGGAAUGAGCAAGGAAAUGCUGAGCCCCACUCGUUCUCAGCAGCUGGCAGCCCUCCACAUCAACUGUAUGAGGGAACGCACUGCGCCUCGAGAUCCGAAGCAGAUCCCUCCUCUAACGACACAAGUCGCAUCCCGAGUGGCGUCAGCACGGUUAGCUCACUCAGAGUAGUUCGCGAUGGACAUCCACGCCGCGGCGAACAGGGAGCCGCGAGUGAAUCUUCUGCGCCGGCGAUUUCCUGUGCUGCAAGUCCGUCGACGAUAUCUCCUCCCAGUUGCAGUACCAGCGCAGGACCACCAGGAGGAGCCAUGCCAACUUCGUCUGUCAGAGGAGCGAAC
This is a messenger RNA of Amoebophrya sp. A25, 1890 nucleotides long. Lineage: Eukaryota; Dinophyceae; Syndiniales; Amoebophryaceae. The record is from the annotation of a GenBank genome assembly.